This is a messenger RNA of Aspergillus affinis, 13041 nucleotides long. RefSeq names its product dynein heavy chain. Gene Ontology annotation, molecular function: dynein light intermediate chain binding; dynein intermediate chain binding; ATP binding. Gene Ontology annotation, cellular component: dynein complex. The coding region runs from base 1 to 13041 and encodes 4346 amino acids. The record is from RefSeq and is a predicted model, not a curated record. Gene Ontology annotation, biological process: microtubule-based movement. The transcript has 3 exons. Lineage: Eukaryota; Fungi; Ascomycota; Eurotiomycetes; Eurotiales; Aspergillaceae.
AUGGAGAUCGCCUCUCACGGGGUCUCGAACGGCGUCUCAACGCCGACCCCGGCCUCCCUGGUAGAUUCGAGCGCCGUCAUACAUUUUCUGGUCGAAGUGUUGCAAGUGACCUUGGGAGCUCUGAGAAUCGAGCUGGAAGGCGCUGGUAGCUUGCUAUCGAAGGAAAAGUAUGAAGAAACGGUACAGAGAUGUACGCGGUUCGCAUCGGAGUCUCAGAUGGCUCUUUAUGUGCAGAAGGAUAUUGUCGGAUCGGAGGUGACCAACGGCGCGGAUGACGGUGAAGUAUCGUCGACCCAGUAUGUUUACAACGUCUCCACCGAGAUUUCUUCGUCCUCUACCACGGUCGCAUCGGUCGCCUUCAUAAAACGCCCGGCCUCUAUCGAUCCUACGCUUCCGAUCUCCUCUCAAAUCCAGGUGAUGAACCUUCCGGGAUUGGCAUCACUCAAUACCCAAGCGCCGCAGGGUGGCUCUUUGUCUCCGUAUGAGAUCCUACAUUUGCUGGUCCACCAUGGUCUUAGCCCCUACUUCGAAGCCUAUGCCCGAAACCAAGAUGCCAUGGGUGGUCUGAAACCGAGGACAGACACGGAGGUGAAGACCGGUGUUCCGGGGACGAAAAAGAAAUUUGCGGAGCUGGAGCUGGGCCUACUGCAUCUGCAGCAGAAUGUUGAGAUUCCGGCCUUGAAUCUGCCUCUGCAUGAGGUAGUCCAGGCCGCACUUGCGGAGGCGGAAAGACGACGAACAAGGCCUUCUGUGGAGCUGGUCGACCCGAAAGUACUUGAGAGUAGCACCUUUAUCAACAGCAUCCAAAACAACGUGAAUGCCUGGAUCCGGUCCAUCCAGACCAUCACGAAAAUGUCCCGUGAUGCCGACAGCGGAUCAGCAGCGCAAGAAAUCAAUUUCUGGCUGUCGAUGGAAACUGCUCUUGAGGGAAUUGAAAAUCAGCUGCGCGGUGAUGGUGUGCAGUUGACCAUGGAUAUACUUCGUCAUGCAAAGCGAUACCAGGCGACUCUUAGUUUUGUGGCCGACACUGGUUUGCGCGAGGCAACAGACCUUGUCCAGAAGUACAACCAGCUGAUGCGAGAUUUUCCAUUGGACGAGCUCUUGUCUGCCACUACCCUCCAGAAAGUGCAGGAAUCUUUGAGUCUGAUCUUCAACCACCUCAACAAAAAGUUGAAGAUUUGUCCCUAUCCCAUCAAGCGAGCUCUUGCGCUUGUGGAAGCCAUUUCAGGAGACCUCGACACCCAAAUCCACACGCUGCUGCAUGGUAGGACUAUCCUGCAUCUGGACUACCGUGAGUUCCGUGCCUUGAUGAAGACUGCUGGCGCUAUCUGGAGAACUUGGGAUGAGAACCUCAAAGAGUUCACCAACGUUGCCCGAGACUCCACAAGACGUCGAAACGAAAAAUUCAUCCCAAUUAAGAUCACCGCGCGUCACGAAAAGACACAGGAGCGUUUGAAAUAUAUCAAUACAUUCCGUGUCAAUCACGAGCAACUUCAAAGGACUAUUGUGAACGUUUUGGGUCCGAGCACUUCAUCGUCAGCGGAAACUGCCGCCGGAGCUGGCUCCGAUGGCGCCGUCGUCGUUGAGGAGAUUGGAGACGUGGACGCUGUCGAGGAAGUUGCAGAGGCGUACGCUGCUUUGAAGAACGUGGAUGUGCUGGAUGUCUCUGAAGAAGGCACCGAGCAGUGGAUCAAAGAAGAGAUCGCGUACAAUGAGCGGACUUCCCGUGUUGAGAACUCUAUCAUUGCACGCCUCAGAGAUCGUCUUGCGACAGCAAAGAAUGCCAAUGAGAUGUUUCGCGUUUUCUCCAAAUUCAACGCCCUCCUGGUGCGCCCCAAGGUCAGGGGUGCCAUUGUGGAGUACCAGACCCAGCUCAUAGAGAACGUCAAGCAAGAUAUCUCAGCCUUGCAUGAACGAUUCAAGCAACAGUAUGCUCAUUCCGAGGCACACGCAAUGGCGCAACUACGGGAUCUCCCCCCAGUUUCUGGUGCCAUCGUGUGGGCCCGCCAGAUUGAACGCCAGCUCGAUGGGUACAUGCGCAAAGUUGAAAAUGUGCUCGGAGAAGAUUGGCAUCUUCAUGCUGAAGGUGGGAAACUUGAUAGCGAGGCGAAAAUGUUCCGAAAGAAACUGGACACUCGCCCGGUCUUCGAGUCGUGGCUGCAUGAUGUGCAGAGACGCCAUAUCACGAUCUCUGGCCGACUGUUUAACGUCGUCCGCAACCGUGCUGCGGGCAAUACUUUGGAGCUCACAGUCAAUUUUGAUGCCCAAGUUAUUGCUUUGUUUAAAGAAGUGAGAAACCUGAUCUGGCUGAACUUCCAGGUACCUCACGCCGUCAGCAACAUAUCGAAGGAAGCCAAACGGGUUUACCCCUACGCCAUCAGCCUCAUGGAGAGUGUGCGCACAUUGCUCCAAACGAACCGCUCAAUUCUAGGCAUGACCGAUGUUGCCAUCCUGUUGAAUGGAUAUGUGAAUGAUGCGCAAGGCAUGAUUGUGAAAGGUGUCCCCCUCAGAUGGGAAUCAUUCGUCCACUCAUACGAGCUCCAUGUUAAGCAGUCUGCGUUAGCCAACGGUGCUAUUGACUCCGCAAUUUCAGGGCGAGGAGAAAGCAAACAUGUGCAGUUUGUCCGCGAAUUUGCUGGAUCAGCGUCUGUUCUUCAAUCCAAGACGGCUGUUUUGACAGCGAUCAACGAGAAUAUCCAGAAGGCCAUUCAUGAAUUAAAAACGUGUCCCUAUGACUCUUCCGCUUUCAAACAACGCCUGGAUUCCAUUCAGGUCGCCGUUGAUAAGCUGAACCUGGAGAAUUAUGUCAACCUCGGAUAUUGGGUUGCCAACCUAAACCAGAAAAUCGAGUCUAUUUUGAGCGACCGUCUUCACCGCGCGAUCAGGGAAUGGAUCAAUUCAUUCCAGGAGGCAAAGGAUGGCCAGUCGAACAUGCAGAUGAUGAACGGUAAAAACCAUCUUUCUACUGGCGAGCCGGAAGUUCCGGCUUACAAUAUUGAAUUCUCAGAACUUGUCCAUGAAAUCUCUAUGCGCAAUCAAGUUCUUCACCUUGAUCCGCCUUUGCAAUUCGCUCGAGCGAGCUGGUUCUCGCAGUUCGAUAACUGGCUGGGCAUUGUUUGCAACCUCGAAAAGAUCAAGGCGUCCCGAUACCAAAUCUCUAUUGAUAUCCAAAAGGUCCAUUUGUCUGAAGCGUGCUUUGCUAUCCUUCCGCAGCACUGUACGAAUGAGCUCAGUCAGGUUUACAAUGCUGUCGACGUGAGACUGAAAGAGGUAUCGGAAUAUGUUGACAAGUGGCUGCAGUUCCAGUCAUUGUGGGAUCUACGUUCCGAGCAGGUUUAUGACAUCCUCGGUGACGAUUUGUCUCAGUGGCUCCAACUGCUCCAAGAGAUCCGGAAGAGCCGAGCCACGUUUGAUACCUCAGAAGUCAGCCGCUCCUUUGGUAACAUCAAGAUCGAUUACGAGCAGGUGCAGACUAGGGUCAACGCAAAGUACGACCAAUGGCAACAUGAAAUUCUUCUCAAGUUCGGAGCCAAACUAGGGGGCCGCAUGCGAGAAGUUCACUCUGAGAUCGCCUCAGCGCGGCGUGACCUCGAAGGACAAACCUUGGAAGCUGCUUCCACUGCCCAUGCCGUUUCCUUUAUCACAAUCGUCCAGCAGUGCAAGCGGAAAGCCAAGGUCUGGGAGCCAGAAGUCGAUCUCUUCCGCCAGGGCCAAGCCACACUUGCACGCCAGCGUUACCAAUUCCCGAGUGACUGGCUCCACGUGGAGAAUGUUGAUGGCGAAUGGGCUGCCUUGAAUGAGCUGCUUGCCCGGAAGAGCAAGAUUGUACAAGACCAAACGGAAGGCUUACGGGCGAAGAUUGCCGCCGAAGACAAGGUCAUCGGGGACAAGAUUGCUGAAGUCAUCUCCCAGUGGAACGAAGAAAAGCCCGUGUCUGGAACUAUACCCCCUGACGAGGCGUCUCGUACUCUAAGCUCGUUCCAGUCGCGCCUUGAGGCUCUUCAAUCUGAAUUUGAGAUGGUAUCUAAAGCCAAGGAAGCUCUUGAUCUCCCAGCAAGCGUCGAGUCUUCUUUGCCAGCAAUUUUGGAGGAGGUACAAGACUUCAUGUCUGUGUGGGCAGCUUUGUCCACCAUCUGGAAGAGUUUGAAUGAUCUCAGAGACGGGUUGUGGACGAGUGUGCAACCCCGGAAACUUCGUCAGUCCAUCGACGGCCUAAUCAAGAUGACCAAGGAAAUGCCUAGCAGAAUGCGCCAAUAUGCUGCUUUCGAGCAUAUCCAAAACGUCCUCCGGAAAUUGCUCAAAGUAAACCCGUUGCUUUCUGAUAUGAAGUCUGAAGCUGUCCGAGAACGACACUGGCAGAAGAUUUACAAGUCGCUCAAGCCUGGCCAAAGGUUCUCUCUCGUUUCGCUCACCCUUGGAGAUGUGUGGGAUCUACAGCUCACCGCCAGUGAGCCCGUGAUUCGCGGCAUCAUUGCCCAGGCCCAAGGUGAAAUGGCACUGGAAGAAUUCCUGAAAUCGGUCCGCGAGACUUGGCAGAACUAUUCCCUCGACCUUGUUAACUAUCAGAACAAGUGUCGCCUGAUUCGCGGCUUCGAUGAUCUGUUUGCGAAAUGUAGCGAAAACCUGAAUUCCUUGCAAGCAAUGAGGCAUUCGCCUUACUAUAAAGAGUUUGAGGAAGAGGCUUCAUCUUGGGAAGACAAGCUCAAUCGAGUGCAUGUCCUCUUUGACGUGUGGAUCGAUGUUCAAAGACAGUGGGUUUACUUGGAAGGCGUGUUUACCGGAAAUGCCGACAUCAAGCACCUUCUUCCUCUUGAAUCCAGCCGCUUCCAGAACAUUAACUCCGAGUUCUUUGCCGUCAUGAAGAAGGUCUAUAAGUCCCCUUUCGUGCUCGAUGUGCUUGCAAUCAACGGUGUGCAAAAGUCGCUGGAGCGACUGGCUGAGCUGCUGAACAAGAUCCAGAAGGCAUUGGGCGAGUAUUUGGAGCGAGAGCGUAUAUCUUUCCCUCGGUUCUAUUUCGUUGGUGACGAAGAUCUCCUUGAGAUUAUUGGCAACAGUAACGAUAUCUUCCGUGUGGCAAAGCAUUUCAAGAAGAUGUUUGCUGGUCUAUCAGGUGUCCUCAUGGAUGACGAGAACAACAUUACCGGCUUUACUUCUAAGGAAGGAGAGGAGGUUCGACUGAAAAAGGAAGUCAACCUUCUCAAGACCCCUAGGAUCAACGACUGGCUUACUGCCCUGGAGAGCAACAUGAAAUUGACAUUAGCUGAACUUGUUGCUGAAGCUGUGGAGGAAUUUGAGCCUCUAUACCAUGCCUCCGAGAUCGACAGCACUGCUUUCAGUGACUUCCUUGCCAAAUAUCCGGCUCAAAUUGUGGUCCUUACCUGCCAGGUGGUGUGGACUAGUGCCGUGCAAAAAUCCCUAGAAAACGAGGGCACGAAUCUUCCGGCUUUGUUCGACGCACAGGUGCGAGUUCUGGAUUUGCUCGCUGCUACUGUCCUUGGAGAAUUGGACUCGAUUACCAGAAAGAAGUGUGAACAUAUGAUCACUGAAUUUGUGCACCAGCGUGAUGCUAUCUCCAAACUCAUCACCUACAAUGCCUCGACGCCCAUGCACUACUUCUGGCUACUGCAGAUGCGCUACGUGUAUAACCCCGAAGGCGACUUUAUUCAGCGGCUCUAUGUUCACAUGGCCAAUGCCAAACUGCACUAUGGAUUCGAGUAUCUUGGAGUUCCCGAGCGCCUUGUUCGUACACCACUGACUGAUCGCUGUUUCUUGACACUUACGCAAGCUCUGUGUCAACGAUUGGGUGGUUCGCCCUAUGGUCCGGCUGGUACCGGAAAAACAGAAUCUGUGAAGGCUUUGGGUCUCCAACUUGGUCGCUUUACGCUUGUCUUCUGCUGUGAUGACACAUUUGAUUACCAGGCCAUGGGCCGAAUCUUUUUGGGUAUUUGUCAAGUUGGAGCAUGGGGCUGUUUCGACGAGUUUAACCGUCUGGAAGAGAGAAUCUUGUCUGCUGUCUCUCAGCAAAUUCAAAACAUCCAGAUUGGGUUGAAGAACGUAGAAUCCGAUGACAAGGCCCAGAUCGAACUUGUCGGAAGAAGACUCAGUGUUAACCCCAACACUGGGAUCUUCAUUACCAUGAACCCUGGCUACGCAGGCCGUUCUAACUUGCCCGACAAUCUGAAGAAGCUUUUCAGAAGCGUUGCGAUGUCCAAGCCCGACAAGGAACUAAUCGCCGAAGUCAUGCUAUUCUCGCAAGGUUUCAAGCAAGCCAAGCGUUUGUCAACGCAGACAGUGCCCUUCUUCGACCAUUGCUCUUCGAAGCUGACAAAACAAGCUCACUACGACUUCGGUCUGCGUGCCUUGAAGAGUGUUUUGGUCAGUUCCGGAGGUCUCAAGCGUACCCGCAUCGCCACCGCAGAGGGUGAUUUGGGCCCCGAUGAGGUCGUCGAACCGCAGAUCAUCGUUCAGAGUCUUCGGGAGACGAUCGCUCCUAAACUGGUCCGAGAAGAUGUCGACCAAAUGCUUGAGAUUCAGCAAGAAGUGUUCGCUGGGGUGGAGUACGUACCGGCGAAUUACGAGAAGCUUACGUCGGCCAUCCGUGAGAUUGCACAGGAGCAGCAUUAUGUCGACAGCGAAAUGUGGAUCACCAAGGCCCUGCAACUUUACCAAAUCCAGACUAUCCACCAUGGUGUCAUGAUGGUCGGCAAGUCCGGAUCUGGUAAAUCGGCUGCUUGGAAGAUCCUUCUCCAAGCGCUGCAGCGUAUUGAAGGGGUUGAAGGUGUUUCUCAUAUCAUCGACUCGAAGGUUAUGUCCAAGGAGGCACUUUAUGGUAGCCUGGAUAGCACUACGAGAGAAUGGACAGACGGUCUAUUUACCGGUAUUCUUAGAAAGAUUGUUGACAACCUUCGAGGCGAAGACUCGAAGCGACACUGGAUCGUGUUUGACGGUGAUGUUGAUCCCGAGUGGGUUGAGAACUUGAACAGUGUUCUCGAUGACAACAAGCUCUUAACCCUUCCCAACGGUGAGCGUCUGAACCUGCCACCCAAUGUCCGAAUCAUGUUCGAAGUGGAGAGUCUCAAGUAUGCCACGCUGGCAACCGUCAGUCGUUGUGGUAUGGUGUGGUUUAACGAUGACACCGUCACGCCCUCUAUGAUGAUCUCCAAUUAUGUUGAGUCUCUCAAGACACGCACUUUUGAAGAUUUGGAUGAUGACAGUGCCCCCGCUGGCCAAGCUGCUAUCAAGACACAAGAUGCACAGGAAAUGGUGUCCGGUAUAUUCAAGCACCUUCUCCAGACCGACGGGCUCAUCCUCAAAUCUCUGGAGGAAGCCAAGAAGUACAACCACAUCAUGGAGUUUACCGAUAUCCGUGCCCUCAACACAUUGUUCAGUUUAUUGAACAAGACCUGCAGGAACGUCCUCGAGUACAAUGUUCAGCACAUUGACUUCCCACUGGACUCGGAACAAAUCGAAUCUUACAUUUCCAAGAAGCUACUUCUUGCCCUUGUCUGGUCCUUUACGGGUGACUGCCCCCUGGGAGAUCGUCAAUCAUUCGGCGGGUUCGUAUCUGCUCUAACAACGACCGACUUGCCGCCUGAUGGUGUCUCAUCUCUCAUCGAUUACGACGUCACUCUACCGAGGGCAGAGUGGACAAGCUGGCAGUCACAGGUCCCCUCCAUUGAGAUCAACACUCACUCCAUCACCCAGACCGAUGUUGUGGUCCCCACGGUGGACACGGUUCGCCAUGAAGAUGUCUUGUAUUCAUGGCUGGCGGAACAUAAGCCACUGCUGCUUUGCGGUCCUCCAGGUUCUGGUAAAACCAUGACCUUGUUUGCUGCUCUUCGAAAGCUCCCCAACAUGGAGGUUGUCGGUCUUAACUUCUCCAGCGCCACGACCCCUGAUCUUCUCAUUAAGACGUUCGAGCAAUACUGCGAGUACAAGAAGACACUGAACGGUGUUGUUAUGUCUCCUAACCAGAUUGGUCGCUGGCUGGUUAUCUUCUGCGAUGAAAUUAACCUUCCAGCCCCUGACCAUUACGGAACCCAGCGUGCUAUUGCUUUCUUGCGUCAACUUGUUGAGCAGAACGGUUUCUGGAGAACCUCCGACAAGACCUGGGUUACUUUGGACCGCAUCCAAUUUGUCGGUGCUUGUAAUCCUCCUACCGACGCUGGACGUACUCCUCUUGCCGAGAGAUUCUUGCGUCACUCUCCUUUGGUCAUGGUUGACUAUCCUGGAGAGCUCUCACUCACGCAGAUCUAUGGAACUUUCAACUCGGCGGUGCUGAAGAUCCUUCCCUUGCUGCGCGGUUACUCCGACUCCCUCACCAAAGCUAUGGUUCAAUUUUAUUUGGAGUCUCAAUCUAGGUUUACCGCCAAGAUCCAACCUCACUAUGUGUACUCUCCCCGUGAACUUACUCGAUGGGUCCGUGGUGUGUACGAGGCGAUCAAACCUCUCGAGAGCCUCUCGGUCGAGGGCCUGGUCCGAAUCUGGGCGCACGAAGCCUUGCGUCUUUUCCAGGAUCGACUUGUGGCGGAAGAAGAGAGAAACUGGACCGGCGAUGCGGUGCGACGCAUUGCGCUUGAGCACUUCCCGAACAUGGACGCGGAAGAGGCCUUGAAGGGUCCAAUCCUGUUCUCGAACUGGUUGUCGAAGAAUUACGUGCCCGUGGAACAAGAGCGACUGCGUGACUUCGUCAAGGCCCGACUCAGGACUUUCUGCGAAGAAGAGGUCGACGUUCCUCUUGUACUGUUUAAUGAUGUCCUCGAACAUGCCCUUCGCAUUGACCGAGUCUUCCGCCAGCCUCAGGGCCACCUCAUUCUCAUUGGUGUUAGCGGUAGUGGUAAGACCACUUUGUCCCGAUUUGUUGCCUGGAUGAACGGGUUGAAGGUCUUCCAAAUCAAGGUGCAUGGAAAAUACUCAUCUGAGGAUUUCGAUGAUGAUCUCAGAACCGUCCUCCGCCGAGCAGGCUGCAAGGGAGAGAAGAUCUGCUUCGUCAUGGACGAAUCAAACGUUCUUGAUUCUGGUUUCCUCGAACGCAUGAAUACCCUGCUAGCCAACGCCGAAGUUCCUGGCUUGUUUGAAGGAGACGAGUUCUCGUCCUUGAUGACCGCUUGUAAGGAAGGUGCACAGCGCCAGGGUCUUCUCCUCGAUACUCAAGAAGAACUCUAUAAGUGGUUCACGCAGCAGAUUGUCAAGAACUUGCACGUUGUGUUCACCAUGAAUCCUCCCGAGGAAGGCCUGUCGUCAAAGGCGGCCACAAGUCCUGCGUUGUUCAACAGAUGCGUUCUCAACUGGAUGGGUGACUGGUCUGACCAGGCUCUCUUCCAGGUCGGCUCGGAACUGACCCAGUCGAUUGACUUGGACAAGGCAAACUUUGUUGCUCCGGAUAGCAUCCCUGUGGCAUAUCGGGAAUUGAGUCUUCCGGCAUCACACCGAGAAGCCGUGGUCAACGCGAUGGUUUACAUCCAUUACUCUUUGCAACGAUUCAACGGGCGUCUCCAGAAACAACAAGGCAAAACUACAUUCCUUACACCUCGCCAUUACCUCGACUUCGUUGCCCAUUAUGUGAAGCUUUUCAACGAGAAACGCGAGGAUCUAGAGGAACAGCAAAGACACUUGAACGUGGGUCUUGAGAAACUUAGGGACACUGUCGUUAAAGUUCGCGACCUGGGUGGUAGCCUCGACCAGAAGAAGCUACAGCUCGAAAAGAAAGACAAGGAGGCGAACGAAAAGCUCAAGCGUAUGGUCGCUGACCAGCAAGAAGCCGAACAGCGCAAGGCAGUCUCUCUAGAGGUCUCAGCGGCACUCGAAAAACAGGAGAAGGAGGUAGCCGAACGAACGGAGGUUGUCCGCAACGACCUCGCCCGUGCCGAACCUGCUGUUCUAGAAGCCCAGAAGAGUGUCAGCAACAUCAAACGUCAACAUCUCACCGAAGUUCGAUCGAUGGGUAAUCCUCCGGCCAGUGUUCGUCUUGCGCUCGAGGCCGUGUGCACAUUGCUGGGCCACAAAGUGGAUAGCUGGAAGACUAUUCAGGGUAUCGUACGAAAGGAUGAUUUCAUCGCCAGCAUUGUCAAUUAUGACAACGAGAAACAGAUGACAAGAGCCCAUCGGAACAAGAUGCAGAACGAAUUCAUCUCGAAGGAAGACUUCACCUACGAGCGAGUCAGCAGAGCAAGCAAAGCCUGUGGUCCUUUGGUCCAAUGGGUUGAAGCUCAGGUGAACUAUUCGGCGAUUCUGGACCGUGUUGGACCUCUGCGUGAGGAAGUUGAACAGCUCGAGGACCGCGCACAACAGACCAAGGCCGAAGGACAAGCCAUCCUUAACACUAUCCAGGACCUCGAGAGCAGCAUUGCCACCUACAAAGAAGAAUAUGCCGCCCUUAUCAGUGAAACCCAAGCCAUCAAGACGGAAAUGUCGCGGGUCCAAUUUAAGGUUGACCGAAGUCUGCGUUUGCUUGACAGUCUGUCGUCUGAACGUACCAGAUGGGAAGAGGGUAGCAAAUCCUUCGAGACUCAAAUCAGCACCCUGGUUGGCGACGUUUUGGUUGCAGCAGCGUUCCUCGCCUACGCCGGUCUUUACGACCAACAGUUCCGUAAGGCCAUGAUUGACGACUGGGCCAAUCAUCUGGUGCAGUCUGGCAUCACAUUCAAGCCACAUAACCCCAUCACCGAAUACUUGUCGAAUGCCGAUGAACGUUUGACUUGGCAAGACCAUUCUCUUCCGGUUGAUGACCUCUGCACGGAGAAUGCCAUCAUCCUAAAGAGAUACAACAGAUAUCCGCUGAUCAUCGAUCCCUCUGGUCGAGUCACGGAAUUCUUGCAGAAGGAAAGCACGGACAGGAAGCUCACUGUCACUAGCUUCUUGGACGACUCUUUUGUCAAGCAACUGGAGAGUGCCCUCCGAUUCGGAAACCCAAUUCUGAUCCAAGACGCCGAGCACCUGGAUCCCAUUCUCAGUCAUGUUCUCAACAAGGAGUACCAGAAAACCGGAGGACGUGUUCUUAUUCAACUGGGCAAGCAAGAGAUUGACUUCUCGCCAUCGUUCAGGCUUUUCUUGUCAACCCGAGAUCCGUCCGCAGCUUUUCCGCCGGACAUCUGCAGUAGAACAACAUUUGUCAACUUUACUGUCACCCAGAGCAGUUUGCAGACGCAGUCGCUCAAUGAGGUCCUGAAGUUUGAGCGACCCGAUGUGGACGCCCAGCGCAACGACUUGGUGAAACUGCAAGGAGAGUUCAAGGUUCACCUUCGUCAACUGGAGAAGAGGCUUCUCCAAGCCUUGAAUGAGUCUCGUGGUAACAUUCUUGAUGAUGACAACGUCAUUGAGACUCUCGAGACCCUGAAGAAAGAAGCCGCUGAAAUCUCCAAGAAGAUGGUUGAAACCGAAGGAGUUAUGACAGAGGUGGAGAGCAUCACUCUGAACUACAACAUCAUUGCCCGCUCUUGCAGUGCUGUAUUCGCCGUGUUGGAACAACUUCAUCACAUCAAUCACUUCUAUCAAUUCUCUCUUCAGUACUUCACCGACAUCUUCAGCUCGGUUCUCUACCAGAACAAGCGUCUUGCCCAGGAGAAGGAGCAUAACGCUCGAAUGCAGAUCAUCCUCCGUGAUCUGUUCGUCACAACUUACCAGCGGACUUCGUUGGGCUUGGUCCAAAAGGACCGCAUCACGUUCGCAAUGCUUCUGGCGCAGGCCUCUCCUUUCCCUAUGGACAAAGACAUUCUUGACACCAUCUUGGAUGAGUCAACGGAGAGCGUGGACCUCUCGACGUCUCCUGAACUAAAGGAGCAGGUGACAAAUAAGGUUGCCAAUAUGUCCAUGUUCAAGUCGUAUUCCCCUGCAGUGACCCCAGAGCUGUGGGAGCAGUUCUUCACGGAAGAGCUGGCUGAAAACUCAAUCCCCACACUCUGGGAGGAGAACACAGAGCCAGUCAACCGAUUGCUCCGAUCAUUGCUGCUCGUCAAACUGUGUAGAAUGGACAGAUUUGUGCCAACGGCAGAACGCUUCAUCGAGGCUGUGUUUGGCCGCGAGUUGUUCGAAGGCAGCUCUGAUCUCAAGGACAUUGUUGACCAAGUCACCGCAACCACUCCUAUCGCUCUUAGCUCCAGCCCUGGUUUCGAUGCUAGUUACAAGGUGGAUGCUCUUGUUGAGCGUGUGCAAGCCACUUGUUCCAAUCUUGCCAUGGGUUCCAACGAAGGUAUCGAGAUUGCCGACAAAGCCAUCAGCAGCGCCGCAACUGCAGGCACUUGGGUCCUGGUCAAGAACGUGCAUUUGGCACCAUCUUGGCUACAAAGUCUAGAGAAGAGGCUGGAAUCCCUCAAGCCUCACGAGGACUUCCGUCUCUUCCUUGCCAUGGAAUCUAGCCCCAAGAUUCCCGUCAAUCUGAUCCGUGCCUCCCGUGUGCUCAUGUACGAGCAACCUGCCGGUGUGCGCGCCAAUAUGAAGGACUCGCUGUCUUCGCUCUCGACACGGGCUGGUAAACCACCAGUGGAGAAGGCGCGUGUUUACCUGCUGCUCUGCUUCUUGCACGCCGUUCUCCAGGAGCGACUUCGUUACGCACCUAGUCUUGGCUGGAAGGGAUUUUGGGAGUUCAAUGAUAGCGACUACGAAUGCUGCGCCUUCAUAAUUGAUCAUUGGGUUGAUGUGGUCGCCCAGGGUCGGUCCAACGUGGCGCCUCAGAAGCUUCCCUGGGACAUGCUCCGCACGCUCGUGACCGAGACCUACGGCGGUAAGGUCGAUGACUACGGUGAUUUCAAGCAGCUCGAAAACCUGGUCCAUAGCUUCCUCACUCCCGCAGCCUUCGAGGACGACUACAAACUGGUUUCCGGCGUCGAAAACGACGAAUGCCUGACUCUUCCCGGACAGACCGGUAUCCGCGACUUCGGGGAAUGGGUCAACCGACUGCCUGAGAGAGAACCGCCGACGUACCUGGGUCUACCGGCCAACGCAGAGAAACUGCUACUGGUUGGGCAUGGAAAGAAAAUGGUGUCGGAUCUUGCCAGGGUCACGGAGUUAUUGGACGAGGGAGAACAGUUGAUGAUUGAUGGUUAG